AUGAACGGCCGCGGUCCCCUGCUUGCCGUCAUUCUAUUGCUGGCGCAUGCCGUCGUCACAUCCCAAGGUGCAGCAACGGGAGCAGCAGAGGUAGCAUGCAUGGGAUCGGCUUGCACACUGCAAGUGUCAGCCUCGCUCCCUCCAGAGCGCACGCUCUUUCUCGCCCUGAACCACCUGCGCUACGCUGCGGGAGCGCCGCCCCUCUGCAACUCCACGGUGCUGAGAGCAGUCGCGCGCGAGUGGCUGCGCAACCUGUGGCUCGCGGGACUCACGCCUGACUGCCGGAACGGGUCCCUGGGCGCUGUUGCUACAGCAGGUCUUGGCACAGAAACGCCUGAAUGCUACCAAGCACCUCUGCUCCCCCACGUGCGCAAAGAGUACACCCGCUACACUCCAUUCAUCACCUCGCUAUAUUCCCUCUUUGGAACCAGCACCAAGUCAUCGAACCUGCAGAGCUUGCUGUCUAGUGAUACUGCCGGAGCAGCGGAUGAAGCAGCUAGGGCAUUUGUGCAUUCCACAUUCGCAAACCUCCAUUCCUCUUCUUCCUCCCCCGCUGCAUUAAUCGACUACUUAUUCUCCGAUGUGGGAAUUUACAUCAUGGAAGGCUCGGGCAUACAGGAAGAGUCGGAGCCUCUGGAGGAUGAGACAAGUAGUACAAGCACAGGAAGCGUGCAUGGAGGAAAUAGCAGUAGUAGUGGUGGUGGUGGUUUAUCUUCCCCAUCGAAGGGCGUUGAGGUAGAGAAGGUUGGGGAGCACAACUGGUGGGUGGCCAUGGUUGUUGGGCAGAUGGGAGCAGGCUUGCAGUCAUUCUGUGAGGUUCGGGGCCAGGUGGUCAGCCUUCCGGGCCGUGCUAUUUUGGUUUGA
This is a messenger RNA of Closterium sp. Naga37s-1, 864 nucleotides long. NCBI's taxonomy places the organism in Eukaryota, Viridiplantae, Streptophyta, Zygnematophyceae, Desmidiales, Closteriaceae. The record is from the annotation of a GenBank genome assembly.